This is a messenger RNA of Trypanosoma theileri, 927 nucleotides long. RefSeq lists its product as uncharacterized. The transcript has a single exon. The record is from RefSeq and is a predicted model, not a curated record. The annotation marks the transcript as partial. NCBI's taxonomy places the organism in Eukaryota, Euglenozoa, Kinetoplastea, Trypanosomatida, Trypanosomatidae.
AUGAUGAUAAUGAUGGGUCGUGUGAUGUGUGUGUUGGCCGUUGUGCUGUGCUGCGCCUGCGGGUAUACCAUGGCGGCUGCUGCUGCUGUUGAUAAUGACAGUCCCAGUGGCCGUGGUGUAUCCCGUGGGGCUGUGGAGGUGUCGUGCGGGGCCGGCGGUGCGCUGCGUGUACGCCCCGCUGCUGAGAGCGAGUGGCUUACAUGCGGUGCGGGCAGCCGUGUGUCUGCAUGUGGGAAGUACGCAGACCUCUGCAGCCAGCGUACCGCAAGAACAGCAACAACAACAACUACUACUACUAAUGGACAACCAAAGGCGGUGAUGGCGAAUGGAGAUAGUCAUGAUUCUGUUGAUCGAAGUUCAGGGAUACGUGAUCAUUCGGAUUGGGAGGGUUUUCCUCUUCCUUCAGAGAGUGAGAGGAAAGAAAAAAUGAAAGAGAAGUGUAAGCCGGACUCCAUCCACGAAGUUGUAGUUGAAGGAAUAAAAUGUUCGGUGUGGUUAAAAUCUCAAAAGGUGGAGGAAGCAAGGAAACGUGUACACAGUACAGCAGAACGUGCGGGGAGCGAAGGCGCAGCAAUAAGAAGUGAUGUUCAAGAGGUACAAGUCGGACGCCCUGCUGAUGAAAUUCCACAUCGAGACUCUGACAGCAGCGACCACAAUGAUGGUACAUUAAGGUCCCCAGAGGACUCAUCAGCGCCUCAGGGUUCAUCUGGGACUUCUUCUCAUUCUGACACCAGCAUUACCGCCGCACAAGAAGUCUCUGCUUCCAGCGUAGAAACACCAGCAGUUACCAGCACAAACAUCCAAACUCAAGGUUCUACUGCAGAGAGCAGUACAACCGCAACACCUUCCACUAACAUGAGUACAGGUAACAGUGCUGCUGAAGAAACCACGGGUGUGAUUGAGCCAGCAGACUCACAAGAAACCAAU